AUGGUUGCGGCCUUGGCGGCGGGGCCUGCGGAGUUUGCCGAGAUUUUCACCAUGCCCGGAGCGUCCUUUAAGCUGGAGCUGACAGGUCCUGGGCUGUCCCACAAGGACCGCGCCCUUUUGCGCGACUCCAACAGUGGAUGCCCUGGACGAUCUGAUGCGGCGGCGUCUGAGAAGCGCAAGCACUCCCUCUCCGUUGCCAGUUCUGUGUACAAUCAUGGCUUCUACGAGCCGUCACCGCUGGUGCACGGGGGUGGUCCCACUGUGGCUUCAGACAACCAGCCUGGCUGGCUCAAAGCCAGCUGGUACCCCGUGCAGCUUCGAGACCGAGGCUCCUUUCGAAUUUGCUAUUGCGCCUCCUCAGAAGAGGUGGAAUUCGUGCAGAAUUCAGGCAUUGUCCUUGCACCCAGCGAGUCGCCUUGUGACCUGGACGCUGCUUUGUACAGAUAUGUUGGUGUGGCCUACUCCAUGGGCAUCAAGCACAGUGAGGAGCCCAUCGCUGCAUGCCUGGUAACUGACGGGUCGCUGGGAGACUGCCGCCUGACCAUCCAUUCUGACCGAGGCGGGCUGUCCGCGGAUGACUCCGCGGAGCUGGUGGCGGGCAGCCGCGAGGAGAUCUGCGGGGAGGCGCAGAGCAGCGCCACGCUGCUGCCGCUCAUCGGCAACGCCUUCGCGUUUGACUUCAAAGUGCCGCCCGGCACUCCCCUAGACGGCUUCGCAACAUCGAGCUUGGACCAGGGCGUUCAGCGGCUUCUCAAGGUCUGCUACUGCGAGAAGACUGGGGACUCUGUUUGCGGCAGCUCGGAUUGGCAACACGCGGGUGCCCUGUCGCUGGUCGGCUUUGGGGGCAGCUCAGUGCCGGAGGUGCGCUGCUACAAAGGCCAGCGCUGCCGCCUGGGCCGCGCGGACGCCUAUGGCAUGGUACAAGGCCGCGACGCCGCGGUGGCGGUGCCGGGCAACGCCAGCUGUUCCAACGUGGAGGCACUGCAGAUGGGCACGCCAGCCACCGUCACACUGCUGGGCAGCACUGCAGUGGUCACUCUGGAUGUGGAAUAUGACGGGGACGUGGCGACGGUGUGCUAUUGCUCUGCUGCGGUGCACAAGAUCUUCAGCUGUCAGAGCGGGCCUGGCCGUGUGUUUGAUACGCUCAUGGGCUACGUGCGCUCAGGGGGAUUAAAUGGAGGCCUUCGCAUGGACUGCGUGCCCACGGCAGCAGCUUGCCCAGAGACCCCGGUACUGCUCACAGGCAAUAAUGCGGAGGUGGCAGGCCGAGGCAGCCUCUUCAUUGCCGAGCUCAAGUACCGCCCCUGCGAGGAUCUCACGGCUGCGGAUGUCACAGAAGCCAUGCUUGUGCCUGAGGGUGCCGAUGUCCGCGUGCAGAUGCCGUGGCCCUUGGGCUCCGGCCGCUACGCCUUGUGCUUCUGCGAGGGCUCCAUCGGCUGCCCGGGCCAGAGCCGCCAGACCGCCUCCCUGCAACACGUCGGGGAGCUGAGGGUUUUGGGCGCCAUCGAGUCUGUGAAGCUGUCGGAAGGGGUGGGCUUUGCCACUGUGCCGCUGCAGGUGCGCAUCAUCGAACCUGCCACGGGCAUCCGCUGCUGCGCCCGUGGUGGACUCCAGAGCUGCACCGACCUGGUGCCGGCAACUCCAUCCCAGCUGUCCUACCCAGGAACCUAUAGCUUUCCCCUGGUUCAUGCCGACCCGUUGGCGCUGGAUGGGGUCCUCCUGAACCUCUCCUGCGCUGCGUUGGGGGAGAGCGGACCCUGCGCGCAGAACGGCACACUGCCAGGACUGGCCUCCUUCCCCUGCCGCAGUUUUGGGCCGUCGCUGCAGCUGUCUGCGCCCCCCAUGGACUGGCGCGGCAGCUGGCGCCGGCCCGUGGGGGGGGCCCUGGGUACCGAGCCUAUGGCGCUGCACGGGGGCCUGAGCGUGCAGAUGCGCCUCGACUUCGGAGUUCGAGCGGCCAUGUUCCGGUACAGAUCGGUACAGAAAGCUGUCCUGGCAGGCGCCACAUGCAGCGAGCCGAACGCUCCAGGCAUUGCUGGCCUGCCGUGCAAAGGUUCGGAGUGUACCGACUUGGACUUCGCCCGGGGCACUGUCCCAGGAGACUUCGAGCUGUGCAUUUGCGAGAGCGUGGCCGUGCCGAUGUCCCAGAUCUGCCAGGGCUGGCACCAUUUGGGCGCCUUGGAAGUCUUUGGGCCCUUACCGCUGAACAGCACGGUGCACGGCUCCGCGGGCGAGCUCACUGAGAUUCAGCUGGGCGGCAGAGGCUUUGGCACAGACAGCCUCGUGUCCGUGCCGUUGGACUCUGGGAGCUUCGACUCUGCUACCGCCUGCAUCGGCGACGGCCGCCUGCUGCCCGUGAAGAGUACGGUGCACAGCCCCUCUGAGCUGAGCAGCUCGCUGCUGAAGUUCGAGGUUUUGCUGGCCGAAGGCCUUCACGCCCUAUGUUGGCUGCCGGAGGGCAGCGGGAUGCUUCCUCACUACCUUGGAUACGCGGAGAUCUUUGGUGAGAGGACAGUCGUUGAUGGCUGUGUGGUUGGCCCAUGGCAACUGCUGAUACCUUGCUCCGCGGCCUGCGGGGCGGGCAAGGAGGUGUGGCGGCGCCGUGUAAUCGGCGUGGCGGACCCCAGUGCGACGUGCUCGGAUAUUGAGGAGGAGCGGUUUUGCAAAGAACCUGCUUGUGAUGCGCAAGUGCAUGAUUGGCGCACGAAUCCGGAACGGCCCAUGCCCGUUGAGCCCUUUGAGCUGCAGCUAACCGGAGCAAACCUGACGACCAAUGAUCUUCAUGGCGUCCUGGUUAUCCCAGGCGAUGCUACUUUCACAGCACCCGCCUCGCAAGGUCUUUGCCACCACGGUGCCAAAGCGGUGGCGCAUGCCCGCUGCUCAGCCCUGGCCGACGGGGGGAAGGUGUGCGGCUUCCACGGGGUAGCCGCGGGCAGCUACGAGCUCUGCCUUUGCUAUACGGAGGGGCCUUGGUGCAACGCUUUUCUGCCGCCUUUGGGCACCUUGGAGAUCGGCUGGCAGGAUGCCGCGGCAGAAUCCGCCAGCGUGGCGGCGGCAGUUGGCAUCACCAUCUCCGUGCUGCUGCUCUUGUGCAUCGUUCCUUUGGUCGCUUGCCCUGGGCUGCGAAGAAAGCUUUGGAAGCGUUUGAGGAGAAGGCUCGGCUUCAGCGACUCAAAAAUCUCGGCGGUGCCAGCUAUGAAGGAGGAGGCGGUCGAGAAAGAAGAAGACGCGCAGGAGGAGGAUCCGCCACGACUUGUGAGCAAGAUGCAGCCUGAAGAAGAGCCGCCAGAAGAUGCCCCGCUGCCUCCAGAGGUGCCUGAGGACAAGCCGCCGGGCAUUUUGGACACUGAAGAUGACACUGAAGCUACGUCGCCUGUGGAUCCUUCCAGCAAAUCGCGGAAGGAGCGUCGGAGGGAGCGGAGGGAAGAGAAGCGAAAGGCAAAGGAAGAGAAGCGAAGAGCCCUGUCACCACCAGCGGUGCCACCGCCCCCUGGGCGGUCUCCGCCGGGCACGCUGCCAGCUUUGCCAUUUCACCCUUCUUUCUGCAGUGACAAAAGCCAAGCACUGGAGGCGAUUGCCAAGGCCACUGCAGUCUUGCAAGCCAGCACUCUUCCGCAGGAUGGCAAGGAGAAGGAAGGGCUCAGCGCCUAUGGCCGCAGCAUGAAGAAGCUGAGUGCGGCGAUGCUGGGCACCGACGCGGAAGCUUUGGACGCGGCACUGCGCGAGGCCGAGGCCGCUGGGGUGGGCCAAGAGCUGCUUCAGAGGGCAAGGCAGAGGUGGAAGGAGCUGGGUGAAAAGGAGCGAGAAGAGAAGGACCAAGAACAAGAGACCAUGAAAAAAGCAGCAGACGACUUGCUCCAAGCGGUGCAUGAGACGGACAUUGAUAGCUUGCAACAAAAGCUGGCCGCUGCAGAAGCAGCCUCGGUUGCUCCGGAGUUGCUUGAGCAGGGCCGGCGCAGACUCAGUCAGCUACUUGAGCAGCUGAAGGCCGAACAGAAGCGCAAAGAGGCAGAAGAGGCUUUGCUGGCAGCGAUGGCGGCAGAGAUCAUCGGACCCUUGGAGAUGGCCGUUGCCAGGGCAGAAGCAGCUGACGUGAACCACGAGGUCCUUUCCAGCGCUCGCGACCUCUUGCAGAGGCUGAUAGCAAAGGAAGAAGCAGCACAAGCGGCCCAGGAAGCUGCGGAGCGAGCAGCGCAGGCGCUCCGUUUGGCAAUGGAGGGUAGCAAUGUGGAGGACCUAAAGCACACGUUGGCCGCUGCAGAAGCAGCCUCGGUUCCUGGGGACUUGCUUGAGCAGGGCCGACGCAGACUCAGUCAGCUACUUGAGCAGCUGAAGGCCGAACAGAAGCGCAAAGAGGCAGAAGAGGCUUUGCAGGCAGCGAUGGUGGCAGAGACCGUCGGACCCCUGGAGAUGGCCAUUGCCAGGGCAGAAGCAGCUGACGUAAAUCGCGAGGUCCUUUCCAGCGCUCGCGACCUCUUGCAGAGGCUGAUAGCAAAGGAAGAAGCAGCACAAGCGGCCCAGGAAGCUGCGGAGCGAGCAGCGCAGGCGCUCCGUUUGGCAAUGGAGCGCAGCAAUGUGGAGGACCUACAGCACGCGUUGGCCGCUGCAGAAGCAGCCUCGGUUCCUGGGGACUUGCUUGAGCAGGGCCGAUUCAGACUCAGUCAGCUACUUGAGCAGCUGAAGGCCGAACAAAAGCGCAAAGAGGCAGAAGAGGCUUUGCAGGCAGCGAUGGCGGCAGAGACCGUCGGACCCCUGGAGAUGGCCAUUGCCAGGGCAGAAGCAGCUGACGUAAACCACGAGGUCCUUUCCAGCGCUCGCGACCUCUUGCAGAGGCUGAUAGCAAAGGAAGAAGCAGCACAAGCGGCCCAGGAAGCUGCGGAGCGAGCAGCGCAGGCGCUCCGUUUGGCAAUGGAGCGCAGCAAUGUGGAGGACCUAAAGCACGCGUUGGCCGCUGCAGAAGCAGCCUCGGUUCCUGGGGACUUGCUUGAGCAGGGCCGAUGCAGACUCAGUCAGCUACUUGAGCAGCUGAAGGCCGAACAGAAGCGCAAAGCGGCAGAAGAGGCUUUGCAGGCAGCAAUGGCGGCAGAGACCGUCGGACCCCUGGAGAUGGCCAUUGCCAGGGCAGAAGCAGCUGACGUAAAUCGCGAGGUCCUUUCCAGCGCUCGCGACCUCUUGCAGAGGCUGAUAGCAAAGGAAGAAGCAGCACAAGCGGCCCAGGAAGCUGCGGAGCGAGCAGCGCAGGCGCUCCGUUUGGCAAUGGAGCGCAGCAAUGUGGAGGACCUAAAGCACGCGUUGGCCGCUGCAGAAGCAGCCUCGGUUCCUGGGGACUUGCUUGAGCAGGGCCGAUGCAGACUCAGUCAGCUACUUGAGCAGCUGAAGGCCGACCAGAAGCGCAAAGCGGCAGAAGAGGCUUUGCAGGCAGCAAUGGCGGCAGAGACCGUCGGACCCCUGGAGAUGGCCAUUGCCAGGGCAGAAGCAGCUGACGUAAAUCGCGAGGUCCUUUCCAGCGCUCGCGACCUCUUGCAGAGGCUGAUAGCAAGGGAAGAAGCAGCACAAGCGGCCCAGGAAGCUGCGGAGCGAGCAGCGCAGGCGCUCCGUUUGGCAAUGGAGCGCAGCAAUGUGGAGGACCUAAAGCACGCGUUGGCCGCUGCAGAAGCAGCCUCGGUUCCUGGGGACUUGCUUGAGCAGGGCCGAUGCAGACUCAGUCAGCUACUUGAGCAGCUGAAGGCCGAACAGAAGUGCAAAGAGGCAGAAGAGGCUUUGCAGGCAGCGAUGGCGGCAGAGACCAUCGGACCCCUGGAGAUGGCCAUUGCCAGGGCAGAAGCAGCUGACGUAAACCACGAGGUCCUUUCGAAGGCGUGUGACCUGCUGCAGAGCCUGCAAGCGAGGGAAGAGGCCGUGCAGGCGCUCCGAUUGGCAAUGGAGGGCGGCAACAUGGAGGACCUACAGCACGCAUUGGCCGCUGCAGAAGCAGCCUCGGUUGCUCCGGACUUGCUUGAGCAGGGUCGGCGCAGACUCAGUCAGCUACUUGAGCAGCUGAAGGCCGAACAGAAGCGCAAAGCGGCAGAAGAGGCCUUGCAGGCAGCGAUGGCGGCAGAGAUCAUCGGACCCUUGGAGAUGGCCGUUGCCAGGGCAGAAGCAGCUGACGUAAAGCCUGAAGUCGUUGCUGCAGCAGAACAACUUUUGUGGCAACUGCAAGAGAAGGAGGAAUCUGCAAAAGCUUCGCUUCUGGCGGUAAAUGAGCUUCUCGCCUGCAUGAAGCAGAACGACCUGGAGGCACUGCGCGCGGCGCUGGGCGCGGCACGCCGGGCGAAGGUGGGCUGGGAGCUGCUGCAGCAAGGGGAGCAACGGCUUGGCGCGAUGCAGGCCGCCAAAGAAGCGGAGGAGCGAUCGGAGGAGGCCACCGAGGCGCUGGUGGCGGCCAUGGCCGGGGAGGACGUGGAGAAGCUGAAGGACGCCAUCGCGGCUGGGCGCCUGGCGCGGGUCGACGAGGCGCUGCUGCAGGACGCGGAGAGCUCGCUGCCGGAGCUGCGCCGUGGCCGGCGCCGUGAGAACCACGAAGCAGAGCUCAUGGAGGCCAUCGCCUGCGGUGACAUUUGGGCACUGCGGGAGGCCAUGGCGCUGCCUUGCCACAACCAGGACCUGCUGGGCCAGGCCCAGGCCGCCCUGGCGUUGGCGGAGGCGCGCCAGGGCUUGGCGCAGGCCAUGCACGAGGCGCGGGACGCGCGGGACGCGCCAGCGCUGCAAGGGGCGUUGAAGGCGGCGGAGAGAGCAGGUGUUGAAGCAGACUUGCUGCACAUGGCCAACGAGAGAUUGCACGCGCUUGCUCGCGAUAUUCACGAUGCGGAUGAUCGACCCAGAAGGCCUUCCUUGGGGCCAGCUGAAAGGAUGGCAAACAUGCUGUCGCGAAGCAGCGAGAAUGACUUGGCCUUUUCCAUGUCUCAGCACAAGGAGAAGAUGCCACUGGGCCCUGGCGGCAAGUCGGAGAAGAAGUCUACGCCAUUCCGACCAUCACUGAUGGGGUGACUUGGAAGAGAUGUGACGGCAGGGCUUCAGGCUUCCAACAGGUAUGAUACAUGUCUUUGAGGGUCAACACUGUCGCUUCCAGCACCUUUUCACUGUCCAGUUGGGUAUCCACGCGUGGUUUUCUGGUCUUGAGGCAGACCUUGAUUGACGGCGGCACGCUGAUGCUUUGGAAGUCCGGCAGCGGCACUGGCCCCGCCCCCGCCCCUCCGACCCCUCCGGCCCCGCCCGCGGCCUCGUCCACGGAGCGGCCCACCUCCGCGGCGCGGCCAUCCUCAGCGGCGAGGCGCCUGGAGCGGCCCACCUCGGCAGCGGCGCGGCCGGCCUCGCGCCCGCGCUCCGCGAAGCCGGUGUGGUGAAGGCCAAACAGAGAGCCUCAGUUUUGGUCCUGGGUCUUGCCCACAUGGGUCUACGGUUUCGCGAACUUGGCGCCUUGUUACAGACCUGCCAAAUUGUUGUGUUGUGCUGGCCAUGCCUUGCGAGCCUUUCUGCGGCCUUGCAUGACAUGCUGGCCACUGUCCAUCCCUGGCUGGCAGGAACACCAACGUCGAGCGCGGACAUCCUCAUGGGGCAUCGAACAAAGUAAGCGUGACAUUCCAAGCAAGUGCUGAAAACUUGGAGUUUGCCUGAGUUUCACAAAGUGAAACCAACCACCUGCUUCACACAUUUUGCUUACGCACUUGAGCGCGUAGCAGCAGCUCGGUGAGUAAGAGUUGUCCAAGUGACGGUU
This is a messenger RNA of Effrenium voratum, 7753 nucleotides long. The record is from the annotation of a GenBank genome assembly. NCBI's taxonomy places the organism in Eukaryota, Dinophyceae, Suessiales, Symbiodiniaceae.